CAGCGACAUUCCCCGUCCUCUACUGAGACAACAGUCGAUCACUACGCGAAGUCGCCAUGAAGUCGAAGGUCGCCCAAAUCCUUCUCGCCCUCACAUGGCUUCGACCGUCGCAGGGUCCAAAGUCGCCCUGCCCUUCGCGCGACGCGUGUCACAGGCGGGGAGCACGAAUCUCGUUGAUUUCGACCAAGCGCGAGCGCAGUUCAUGCGCGACAACGCACAGGGAAAGUACGCCGGCGUCAGCUCAGCCACGGAAGCUGCAUCCAUGGUCAACGCGCCUGCGACGGCGAGAGUUGUUAGCUAUACUACUGAAGUUCAGAUCGGGAACCCGCCGUCGAAUUACAGUCUGCUCAUUGACACCGGUAGCUCCAAUACAUGGGCCGGUGCCAAUCUCACGAACCCCUUCGUAUUCUCAGGGACGACUGAGCUCACGUCGAACGCAGUCUGCGUCUCGUAUGGCUCUGGUUUCUUCGGAGGAGACGAAGUCAUGGACCAGAUCACGCUGGCGCCUGGACUGACGAUCGCCGAGCAAGGUAUAGGUGCAUCUAUCUGGAGUGAAGGAUUUGGCGGCGUCGAUGGGAUUCUUGGCAUCGGCCCUCAAGACCUCACUUGUAGUUGCAUUCCGACCGUGGUGGAUAACGCAUACAAGCAAGGUCUUCUAGAGGCCUACGAAAUUGGCAUCUCGUUCACACCGUCGACAACACCGUCAGAGAUGAACGGGGAGCUCACCUUCGGUGGCGUGGACGAGCGCAAGUACAAAGGAACCUUAACCUACGUCGACAUCACAUCCACCAGUCCUGCUAGCCAUUACGUCGGGAUCGAGCAGAGCGUGAUGUACGGCGACACGGAGAUCCUGGGUCCCACAUCUGGAAUUGUGGAUACUGGGACUACGCUUCUCCUCCUGGCCACCGACGCGUUCAACGCCUACCAAAACAUGACGGGAGCCACCAUGGAUGACAGCAGCGGACUUCUACAGAUUGACGAAGAACAGUACGGUGCGCUUCAGAGUCUGUACUUUAACAUUGGCGGGACGGUCUAUGAGCUCACUCGAGACGCUCAGCUAUGGCCUCGCUCAUUGAACAAGUACAUUGGCGGCACGGAGGACGGGUACUAUCUAGUCGUGUCGGACAACGGGGCAGUAUCCGGGAGCGGCCUCGAUUUCAUCAACGGAAUGACCUGGCUCGAACGGUUCUACACCGUGUACGACGUUGGUAACAGCCGAGUAGGAUUCGCAACAACGAACCACACGCAUUCGGGGAAUAAUUCCCGCACGAUUUGA
Fomitopsis serialis is the source of this 1276-nucleotide messenger RNA. RefSeq names its product aspartic peptidase A1. The transcript has 12 exons. Gene Ontology annotation, molecular function: aspartic-type endopeptidase activity. Lineage: Eukaryota; Fungi; Basidiomycota; Agaricomycetes; Polyporales; Fomitopsidaceae. Gene Ontology annotation, biological process: proteolysis. The coding region runs from base 95 to 1276 and encodes 393 amino acids. The record is from RefSeq and is a predicted model, not a curated record.